Molecule: messenger RNA, 3766 nt
Organism: Prosopis cineraria
Lineage: Eukaryota; Viridiplantae; Streptophyta; Magnoliopsida; Fabales; Fabaceae
Biological process (GO): DNA-templated transcription
Cellular component (GO): nucleus
Source: RefSeq, a predicted model, not a curated record
GUUCAAGUUAGGGUUUAUGGAUGCAAUUUCGUCCGGAGAAGGCCACGGAAGCUCGUUUCUUAGUUGAAGCUUUAUUGCUCAGCUUCACUUCAGGUUUGGCUAUUCAGCUAUAUCUCGGAUAUCGUGACUCUCCUCGAGGUCAGGAAAUAAUCUUGGGUCACCCUGCAUAUGUGUUCUACUGGUAAGACUGUUACCUUAGAAUGUCAAACAACUUGAUUUCACAUCAGUUGCCAAUUUCAAGCAUGCAAAUGAGUCAGCUGGAUCCCAUUGUGAGCCAAGUUGACUCAUUAGGGAGAGACUCACAGAUUGGACUUGUAGGCCCUGGAUCCAGUAACUCUAUGUCUCAGCAUCAGGAAACACCGGAUAAUUGUGUUGGAUUAUUGAGAGCCAUUCCUGGUGAUCCUGGAUCGCAGGGAUUGUCACUGCCAAUAGUGCAGAGUGGGCAGAUAGAUUCACAUGCACGUAUUCCAGGCAUGCAUCAGCUCAUUGCACCCAUUGAACAAUCUAUGCAAACGGAGAUGAGGCUGAACAGUAUGGGGCCAAAGCAGCUGUCAACAAUGCCCAAGCGAAAGGCGGCUACAGAACCAUUGUCUGUUAGCUCAGUGACAUCUAAUAAGCGUGCUGCUCAAAUGGAUAGACCUUGGUUACAGCAUGUGCCUAAUAAUUCACAUAAAGGUUCUGUGCUGAUGCAUCCUCUGCCAAAUGCCCCUGGGCUGCAGAAUCUGCCAGCAUCUAGUAAGAGAAAAACACAGAUGGAAUCCAGUAAAUUGGGGACACCGCGGUCAACGGAAUCCAGUAAAUUGGGGACACCCAGGUCUUUAAGUUCUAGAAGUCAGAAUGCUCAGGUGCAACAAUCAUCCAAGAGUCAAACUGAAUCAUCAGAAUCAAUUAGGUCCAAGAUGAGGGAGUCAUUAGCUGCUGCUCUGGCCGUGGUUUCUCAGCGCAGUAGACUUCAGGAUGAAAAGAAUAACACAUCAAAUGAGACUGGUAAUUCCCAGAUUAAUCUAGAUAAUAGUUCUCAGUGUUCUUCUUUUGCCAAUGAUGCUGCUCAGGGGCAAACGCAGGAGGUUUCUCGAUCUGUUGAGUCCUAUUCUGCAGUUAUUGAUUCAUUUGACAAUAUAACCAAAGAUCACCCACAGGCUUCUGCCUCCAGUGAAAUUUAUCCUGAAAAAUACAUGCAAAAUGAAAUUGUCACAAAGACGUUGAAUUUUCCCCAUGUGUCAAACUGUGAUAAGCAAGACUUCCAGUCAAGUUACACUUUGACAACUGAUGAUGUUCCCUUCAGUGACACCUUUUUUGUCAAAGAUGAGCUUCUGCAGGGAAAUGGUCUUUCUUGGGUAUUGGACUCUGAUAUGGUGGACAUGUCCAUCGAAGAGGAAAUCCAAACAAAUGAGGACCAGAGAUUGGAAGCUGAUGAUGUAGGCAGUAGUGUUAGGACACAAAUUAUUAACUCACCUGAAUUUUUGGCAUCAGAGAUAGAAUCAGAACUAUUCAAACUAUUUGGAGGUGUGAAUAAGAAGUACAAAGAGAAGGGGAGGUCGCUUUUAUUCAACUUGAAAGACCGUAAUAAUCCUGAAUUGAGAGAAAGGGUUAUGUCUGGUGAGAUUCCCCCUGAGCGCUUAUGUUCCAUGACUGCAGAGGAGCUUGCUUCAAAGGAACUUUCUCAGUGGCGGAUAGCUAAAGCUGAGGAGUUUGCUCAAAUGGUGGUUUUACCUGAUUCAGAUGUUGAUAUUAGGCGAUUGGUCAAGAAAACACAUAAGGGGGAAUUUCAAGUGGAAGUUGAACAUGAAGACAACCUCUCAGUAGAGGUGUCUGGUGGUAAAACAUUGGUUUCUCGAAAUCAGACAGAAAGGAAGGAUGUGGAAGGGCCCCCUUCUAAAGAAAAUGGGAUCAAACAUGAUGUGAGCGCUGAUGCUGGAAAGAGUAAUUUAAAAAAAGAAAAUUUGUUAACUGUUUCUGUUCCUUCCAGUGAUGGGACUGUUACACAAGGGCUUAUUGCGGAUGAUGCAUUAAAGGAUGCAGACUUCCUUCCUCCAAUUGUCUCUCUUGAUGAGUUCAUGGAAUCCCAGCAUUCUAAGUUAUCUGUUGAAAAUUCAGUUGUUGAACCUGGAAAAGUGGCACCAACCGCAGAGAAGGAUCAUCCUGUGGUUGGCACUGUUCCGAAGUCUUCUGAUUUGACCCCAAGAAGUGGUGAUACUGGUAGUGCCCCUAAGAAAUCUGAUCGAGAUCAUAAAGCAUGUUCUAGUGUGGAUGCAGUCCUAGAAAAAGAGGUUGAUGCAAGGAGCAGUCAGAGUCAUGCUGGCGUGAAGCCAAGUGAUGCUCAUCCUGAGAUAAGGUUGACUGCAAACAAGAAAUCUACGUCCACUCUUGUUGAGUUGAAAACGAGUCAGUUUCUUGGUGAAGAGAAAUCUGGUGCCAGUCAAGUGCAUUCCAAGACUGCAGUUUCAACUAUUAUAUCCAAGAGUGAAUUCACUUGGCAGGGCAUGCUUCAGCUGAAUAUUUCGACCACGCAUUCAGUUAUAAGCGUCUUUAAAAGUGGUGAGAAAACUUCUAUGAAAGACUGGCCUGGCUUUCUGGAGAUUAAAGGAAGGGUUAGACUCGAUGCAUUUGAAAAGUUUCUGCAAGAGCUUCCUAUGUCCAGAACUCGAGCCAUCAUGGUUUUGCAUUUUGUUUCCAAGGAGGAGUGUCCCGAAGAUGAGAAACCAAUCCUUCGUGAGGUUGCGGAUUCAUACAUUUUGGACGAGAGAGUGGGUUUUGCUGAGCCUGUGCCUGGAGUUGAACUUUACUUUUGCCCACCUCAUAAAAAAACAGUUGAAAUGCUCAGCAAGAUACUUCCAAUGGAACAAAUUGAGGCAGUUAAUUAUAUUGAUUAUGGCUUAAUUGGUAUUAAUGUAUGGAGAAAGACUCAUUCAACUUCCACAAUAUCACCCACUUCAUCGCACCACAAACAUAGCUCUAAAAAGCAGUAUUUAUCUACAUCUACUAGGAGACAGCAAGAUACAAAUGUAAAUGCCAAUCUCGCCCCUAAAGCAGAGCCCCCUAUGGGCUUUGCAGACACACGGACUGGACCCCCAUCUGAUGAUGAUAUUCCUCCUGGUUUCGGGCCAGCAGCAGCCCGAGACGAGGAUGACCUUCCGGAGUUCAAUUUCUCCGGCCGUUCAGAUCUAUCACACUUGGUCCAAAAACCUUUUAUGCGACCAGUUGCUCCCCCAUUCCACACGAUUAACCAAACAUCACGCCCUGUGGAACAAAUGAGGGAACUUGUACAAAAGUAUGGUCAAAGCCAGGUGAAUGCUGCUUCAGGAAGCUGGCAUGAUAAGUUUGGGGCGACAAUUCAGCCCUGGAAUGACGAGGAUGACGAUAUACCUGAAUGGCAGCCCCAAACGUCCCAGGCUCAGUUCCACCCUCAACAGUCCAUGCACAACCUUCAGCCACGAUCUCAGAUGUUGAAUCAUUCAUAUGGCAUUUCCCAGUCAUUUGUGCAAGCCCCAAUGGGUAUGACGCCAGACCAACCCAAUUCUAGGCCUGCGUUAGUUCCUCCUCCUCAGAGAGGCCACACUUAUUCUCUUGCGCAGGGUCGUUCCUGGCAUCAAAAUGUUCCUAGGAGUAGGGGCUUCUAGUUUCUUAAUGGUCAUUUUAUUUAUUUAACAUUUUGUAUUUGUUCCUUGAUGUAUGUAGCCUUGUAAUCAUAAAUCCUUUCAAGAUGUUCCUGUAGAAUCAGUAGUUUCAUAGCAAACGUAAGAUGAUUACAUGUUUUUCUUUUUAA